AUUGGGGGAAUUCUAAUUCCUCAAGACAAAAACCCACCAUGGAAUCUAUGCUGUUUCUUGGUAAUGGACCCCCAGUUCCUAGGCUUGCACGCAUCCCUUCUUCUCUGAGCAGUAAACGGGGGACUAAGCUUCAUUUCAGUCUAAAGCAGACUUGUGCUUAUUCACUUACCAGUGUCAAUGCAUGCCGGCCACCGAUCAGGCACGAUUUCUACCCUGUGAUUCGUGCUCUAGACGACGGGUCGUCCAGACCAUCAAGAAACAACAGGUAUGAAAACAAAAUUAGACGAACCGCCGUGGGUGCAUCAGUAGCAUUGUCUUGUGUACUGGGUAUCAUCGGUGCUUGCUUUAAAAUGAACCCUAAAGCAGUUGCAGGGCCUAGAGAAUUGUAUCAGAAAGCUCCGCAAGUAGUAGUAGCUUAUCCAUUAGGUGGAAGGUCUGCACUAAAAUCGCUAUUGGACGUGAAUGUUUACCUGUCUUCAAAAUUAGAUCCCCCUGGAACUCUUUCCAGGCUUCCUUUGAGACCUUCAGCUGAAGAGGUUAAUGGUAUUAAGAUGGAGGCAAUACGGCUAAUGAAAUAUGGGAAACCAGAAGAUGCUGUGUUCUUUCUGAGAAAUGCAUAUAAUAACUAUAAAUACGAUCCUGAGCCUGCAUACAAUGUGGAUAUGGCAUUAGUAGAAAUUCUCAUUUGUCAGGGAAAAUACAUGGAAGCCUUAGAGUGUAACUGUCUCAAGGAUGACCAACGUAUCCCUUCAGAUGGUCGGUUUCCUCUUUACAAGGCAAUCAUAUAUACAAUGUUGGGUGAGAAGGAGGAAGCCAGGAAAUGGUGGGAAGAGUAUGUGGAAACUGUUGAAGGAGAAUUUGACCCUACAAGCUUUUAGAAUUAAUGUAAUUAUGCAAAUAUUUCAAUUCCAAACUUUACAAUGAAAUUUUUAUCAUUAAUUUAGAAACCGAGCCCAAUUGUUAAACAACCCAACAAACACAUGAUGAGCAUUGUGGCCUCGAGAUCGAAUGCCUUGGGUUGAUAAUACUAAAUCCCAACUACGGGCCGAUUUGUAAAUAGGCCUGAAAUAAUUCUAUAUAC
Manihot esculenta (cassava) is the source of this 1081-nucleotide messenger RNA. RefSeq lists its product as uncharacterized. The transcript has 4 exons. Lineage: Eukaryota; Viridiplantae; Streptophyta; Magnoliopsida; Malpighiales; Euphorbiaceae. Bases 39 to 878 code for a protein of 279 amino acids. Gene Ontology annotation, molecular function: protein binding. The record is from RefSeq and is a predicted model, not a curated record.